AAAUUUUGUAAAUAUAACUAAUUUAAUUUCAGAUGUGGUAAGAGGUUCAGCUAUUAAUUUCAUACCAAUUCUCGAUAGUGAACGAAAAAAUGAAACAGAGUUGGAAAAAGAAAAAGAUGAUUACGAUACCCGUAACGAUGCCAAAGAGGAUACCUUCGGGAAAACUGAUUGUCGUACACAGCGGGAAAGAGCAAUGAAAAAACUGGAAAAUAAUCCAGAAAAUGGAAAUUAUAUACCAACUUGUACAGGCGAAAGCGAUAUACUUUUCGAUAGAAUUCAAUGCCACCGUUUAUCACAUAUUUGUUGGUGUGUAAAUCCGGAAACAGGAAUACCAGAAUCUGGUACAUCAAAAUAUAAUGCAAAACCAAAUUGUGAUGGAAAGAUUCUGCUAACUAACGAUUCUAAAUUACAAAUUAAAGGUUGUUUGGGAAGAAAAAAGGCUAAAUUUUAUCAACGAUUGUUUUCAUCUGUUAUCAGUGAAUGGAUUUUGGCUUUGGGAGAUGAAGCUAAUGAUGAUGCUAUUACAAGCAAAGAUAAAGCAGUCAGAUGGAAAUUCCAACAGCUUGAUAUAAACAAUAACUCGCGAUUGGAGAAAAAAGAGUGGAAGCCAUAUCGUAACGAAUUGCGAUCUUUGAAUAAAGUUCGUAAAUGUGGUCGAAAUUUCUUGCGAUUCUGCGACUUUGACAAUAAUAAGUAUAUCACACUAGACGAAUGGUUAAAUUGUACAAUUUAUGGUUAG
This is a messenger RNA of Thelazia callipaeda (thelaziosis nematode), 739 nucleotides long. Lineage: Eukaryota; Metazoa; Nematoda; Chromadorea; Rhabditida; Thelaziidae. The record is from the annotation of a GenBank genome assembly.